This is a messenger RNA of Nicotiana tabacum (common tobacco), 887 nucleotides long. The record is from RefSeq and is a predicted model, not a curated record. Lineage: Eukaryota; Viridiplantae; Streptophyta; Magnoliopsida; Solanales; Solanaceae.
AAUCGUAGCAAUUGUAACUUCUCUUUAAUUCUCUUCUCCAACAAAAUCAAAGAACUAGGGAUAGGGUUUGGUGAUCAAAGAUUCAAAACUAACGAUUAUGCCUCGUUAUGAGAGCAAAAAUGAUGAUCGCAGAAGAUCGUCUCCGUAUUCUUACAAAGAUCGAAAGUCGCAUCAUCACGAGAGCCAAUCUAAUGGAUCUCGGCACGAUAGAUUGAGGGAUAAAUAUUCCAGAGAUCAAGACCGUCAUCGUGGGGAAUACAAGGAUAAAAGCAGUAGGGGCUACAGAAGAAAUGAUGACAAUGAUGAUUACAGCCAUUCCAGGAAUCAUAAAUUUGACAGGCGCCAACAUCGUGAAGGUAGAGAAAAGGGUGAGACACGUAGAUCCCGUUCAAGGUCAAAGGAUCGUUCUUAUGGGAAAGCUAGAUCAAGAUCAAAUUCUCCUUUACCUCCAAAGAGCAAGCGGACAAGUGGCUUUGAUAUGGCUCCAUCAGUAGCAACAGCUUUUUCUAGCGGGGAAGAGCAAAUUCUGGGUUCUUCCAAUGCCCCUCAAUCAAUUCCUGGAAUGUUAAAAAAUGUAUAUCCAACUGAUACAAUUCAGAUUAAUCAGUUGGGUUCUUUCCCUUUCUUGCCAGUUCAAGCCAUGAGUCAGCAAGCUACAAGACAUGCACGACGCGUCUAUGUUGGUGGCCUCCCACCACUGGCUAAUGAACAGACAAUCUCGGCAUUUUUUAGUCAUGUUAUGAGUGCAGUUGGUGGAAAUUCUGCUGGUCCAGGCGAUGCAGUUGUCAAUGUGUACAUUAAUCAUGAAAAGAAGUUUGCAUUUGUGGAGAUGAGAACAGUUGAAGAAGCCAGUAAUGCAAUGGCAUUAGAUGGAGUUGUUUUUGAGG